This is a messenger RNA of Aspergillus tanneri, 183 nucleotides long. RefSeq lists its product as uncharacterized. NCBI's taxonomy places the organism in Eukaryota, Fungi, Ascomycota, Eurotiomycetes, Eurotiales, Aspergillaceae. The transcript is spliced from 2 exons. Bases 1 to 183 code for a protein of 60 amino acids. The record is from RefSeq and is a predicted model, not a curated record.
AUGCUCACCCACGGCACACGCAAAACAGUUAUGGCAGGCACCCAUACCCUUGGCUCUGAAAAUGGCUACAAUCAGAAUUUCAAAAAGUCUGACAUUGGCUAUCGGUGCUUGAAAAACAUGAUCCCGGGAACCGUCUACAGCAUCUCAUCUAAUACAGUCCCGGUCGCGUCGUCUUGGACCUAG